CCACAACCAACACAACAACCAACACAACAACCACACCGAACACAACCACCACAACAACCACACCGACUACAACCAACACAACCACCACACCGACCACAACCAACACAACAACCACACCGACCACAACCAACACAACAACCACACCGAACACAACCACCACAACAACCACACCGAACACAACCACCACAACAACCACACCGACCACAACAACCAACACAACAACCAAACCAAACACAACCACCACAACAGACGCACCAAACACAACCACCACUACAGCCACCACACCGGCAACAGCAGAAACGACAACAUGGCCGACGCCAUAUUCAACGCCAUCAUCGCCGCCACAACCGACACCGACGCCGACAGCUGCAACAACCUCAAUGGCAGCACCAGCAACUACAGCGUCGCCGCUGGGAACGGGUCGGAGCGACUUCUCCAAUGUCAGCGGCACCGUCGCAUCCGCCGAGUUCGUGCCGGUCGACCGCGCGGUGAGCCACGUGUUUGCGAUCCACACCACGGCGCCGAAAGUCGUCAGGGUCAAGGUCGAGUGGCUCAGCCUCAUGAACCACUCGUCGUGCGUGAACGAGAGCCUCACGGUGCUGGACGGUGACCCCGGCAGCGGUGACCCGGAGUCCCUGGCCGUGCUGUGCGGCACGGGGCGCGGAUCCGUGCCGCCCCACAGCCUCAAGUCGACGGGGCAAAGCCUCAGCCUGGUGCUCAACUCCACGGGGCCCCUGGAGGGACGGGGAUUCAGGAUCAGCUACGUGUACGUUGGCAGAACUCAAACCUCAAGAGACUGCGGAGUGGAAACGAUGGGGCAGACGCAGCCGUGGCUUGCCCAGUUGCAAAGCACCAGCGGGAACUUUGCUUCGUGCGACUCGACGCUUCUCAACGCGCAGUGGCUCCUCACCAGCGCGUCCUGUUUCAGCGGCACGUCCGCCCUGCCUGUCGACUGGCGGGCAGCCUUCAACAACAGCAACUUCCAACCCCUCGCCGCCAUUCACCUGCAUCCCAAGUUCAACGCCACCACCUCCGACUACGACGCUGCACUGGUGCAACUGAGCUACGCCAUUCCACUUUCGGACGCCGUGAGGCCGGCUUGCCUCCCGGACAGGCGCGAGCCAAAUCUCCUACCCGGGAAGUCUUGCUCCGUCGCGUCCAUCCAAGCGGGUUCGCAGAUCGUGCGACGCGUGAACAUCGUGGGGCAGGAGGAAUGCCGAGCCGUCAACAGCAGCAGCAGCAGCAGCGUCAGAGCCGUCACCAGCAGGAUGAUCUGUGCCUCCAAUCAGUUUUGCGGGAGCCUGGCGAGCCCACUGCUGUGCAGAGAGGUGGACGGACGCUGGUACGUGAUGGGGGUGGGCAGCUGGGGUCUGUGCAGCUCGCCGGCUGUGUUCACCAGGCUCUCCAAGAUCCUGGAGUUCGUCAAGCAGACGGCCGUCUGA
Lethenteron reissneri (Far Eastern brook lamprey) is the source of this 1442-nucleotide messenger RNA. Its product is annotated as transmembrane protease serine 9-like. The record is from RefSeq and is a predicted model, not a curated record. Lineage: Eukaryota; Metazoa; Chordata; Hyperoartia; Petromyzontiformes; Petromyzontidae. Gene Ontology annotation, biological process: proteolysis. Gene Ontology annotation, molecular function: serine-type endopeptidase activity.